Phoenix dactylifera (date palm) is the source of this 1442-nucleotide messenger RNA. Lineage: Eukaryota; Viridiplantae; Streptophyta; Magnoliopsida; Arecales; Arecaceae. The record is from RefSeq and is a predicted model, not a curated record.
UAGCCACCCUAACGAGAUUGCUUGGGGAUUUGACGGCGGUCUCCAGGCAACACACCCUAACAAAAUCCUUCCCACUCCGCCGACCGAGGCGGCCUGAAACGCAUCGCCACAUCCUUCAACCCUUCUGCUGCCCCUGCGCCGGCUUAGCAGCUCCGCGGCGAGAUGGGAUACACAAAAGACCAGCUGCUUGCUCGCCUACGAGAACUCCAGAUCGAUUUCAUUUGCUAUGAUCAUCCUGCUGUAUUGACAGUUGAAGCACAGGCAAAGCACGUUGCUCAUUUGGGAGGUGCAUUAAGUAAAAAUUUGCUGUUAAAGGACAAGAAGAAUAGGUUUUAUGUUGUUUCAGCUCUCGCAGGAACAAAUAUUGACAUGAAAGUUUUGUCCCAACGGCUUGGUUUGGGAAAAGGAGGUUUGCGAAUGGCUCCUGAAGAAGCUUUGCAAGAAAUACUUCAGGUGCCAAUGGGAUGUGUUACUCCAUUUGCAUUAAUUAAUGAUUCUGCAAGUGCUGUUUCAUUGUUGUUGGAUCAAGGUUUCAAGGCUCAAAAGUGCUGCUAUUUUCACCCUCUCACAAACGAGACAACUAUUUCUCUCAGUGCAAGCGACCUCAACAAGUUUCUGACUUCAAUUGGAAGACAGCCAACUUAUGUGGACUUGGAGGCUUCUCCAUUGGUAGGAAAGGACAAUCCACCUGAUCUUGCAUCGCUUGUUCCAUCUGGGGUUCCUACUUUGACAGGAGACACAAUUAAGGCAGUUCCUGCUCAAAUGAUGUGUCCAAGGAGAAAUCAACAGAUUGUGCAGGAUUGCCAAAUAGGCUACCAGCACAAUCAGCUAUUUUUAGAAUUAUUCUUAUUUAGCUUAUUGUUAUCAGCACCCCCUCCCUCCUGCCCCCACCCCCCGCCUGAAAAAAGCAGCCCAGCAAAACUCAGUCUAGGACAAGCUAAUAGUCGGCCGGAUCUUCCGAAAAAUGCAGUGGAGAAGACUCAAAACAGAGUAGACGCAUUGGCUGAAGCUUCUGAUGUGGGAAAAUUUGUAAAUGAAAUUAUAGAUAAAAUAUCCACAGCCUUUUUAUCAGAGGUGUCUAAGAAUUCAAAUGUUCAACAGAUGGAACUUCGUGGACGUUCAGUAUUGGAUGGAAUCAGAAAGCGGGUUGUGUCUGAUUUGGAGAACAUGACUAUGAGUAUGAAGAAUGCAGCAUAUACACAGGGGUUCCAUGCAGGUUUCCAAUCCAUGCUUCAGUCUGGUAUUCAAAACCAAUCAUUCCGAAACUAGUUGCAUGAUAGGUAGAAGAAACAAAAAGGACUGAACAUGAUGUAUAUUUCGAACAUAUGUUUUUACUUCUAUGAUGAUUGUGGGAUUAAAAUUUUUGUGUCAAAUAUCCAUUCCUUAUCUUCAUGUCUACUCGAUUCCAUUCACAGUAUGGAUGCAUUUGUAUGCUUGCAUUA